GGCGAGGAAGAAAAUGCAGAGACUGACCUCAACGAUUAGUGUCUCUUCUUCUCAUUAUGGAUUCUCCUGAGCCAACUGCCAAAACUACCACCGCCGCCUCUGCCUCUGCCUCCGCCUCCGCCUCCGGCGCCACCUUAGCUACUCCAUCAUCAGCUUCUCCAGUUCAAGAAUCUCCUUUCUCUAAUUUCCUUAGCAACCUAUCCCCUAUAGGGCCUGUCAAAGCACCCCAUGUAUUACAAGGGUUCUUGGGACUUAAUUCUCCUCCACUUGUAUUCACUUCUCCACGCAUAAAUGCACUCCGAGAAACAAGUUUCUUUAAAAGGUCUCCGUGUCCUCAGUUGCCCAGUGCAGAAGUGCCCCAACAUGAUGAUGGAGCCAGAAAGUCUGCUGAUGGUCCUGGUGAUCUGGAGAAAUCAGAUUUGUUAUUGCAUGGUGGGUUGACUGCCGUCACUCAUAAAGACAGUGAUAUAAAGUACUCAGUGCAAGUACAACCCAGCAGCCCCGCAGGGUGUGUGGAUGAAUACUUGGCUGAUCAUGUGGAGGUUGAUGGUGCAAACUCUACUUCUGUAGCUCAAAAUUCGAAACAGUCUUCCAAUGUGGUUCAGUUGUCACAAAGUGGUACAAGCGACUCAAAGAAGACCAUGUUAGAAUUUGAUGACCAAACUUAUAUGAAGAUGAAAGUGGUUGUACCUGAGGCUAUGCCUGGGGAAACUGAACAAAACAUUCAAGGAAAAACCACAUUUGAUUGUGAGCCAAACAAGAUUAAAGAUGAGAAAACAUGUGGAGAAUGGAGAUCUAAUGAAGGCUCAAAUAUUGAGUCUAACUUGUCUUUGGACCAUGCUUCCAGUAAGCAACAAUACGAAGGCUCAAAUGCUCAGGAUAUUUUCCUUUUUACCUUGCAGAAUGACGUGAGUGCCCAUGGGGAUGAAUCUAAUUGGCCCCCUCAAUUGCUGCCUGGACAAUUGCAGAUUGUUCAGACAUAUGAGCAUUCUGAAGAAAAUGCCGGAGCAAUCCCGUGUGCACUCGUUGAUAGUACAACAAAUGAUCCUGAGGCCAGUCAAAACCAACGUGGCAUGAGUAGGCGUUGCCUACAAUUUGAAGAAGCUCAACCUAAAGCUAUUGUGAAAAGCACAAAUCCUUCGGAUCAGGCAAAUGAUGUAACUGAUUCAAGAUCACCUGCUACCCCCCCAGAAUCGGAGAGCUUGGACUCGUCUUACUUGGAUUUAAGUGCAACUUUCAGCAAGAGGCAGCUGGUUAACUUGCCCCAACCAGUGACUCCCCUGUUUCCUCCUCGUCAUACUGGAAAGUCUCCCUUAACUAUUUCUAAGCCAUCAGGCAUUGGCCUGCAUCUAAACAGCAUUGUCAAUGCUUUGCCUAAGGGUCAUGCUGCAACAGUUGGUGUAAAAUUAACUACUGCUGAAUAUGGGAUGCUUGAAACUAAGACUUCAAUUGCUGUGAGUUCUAUGACUUCUGAAUCAUUUGACAACAUGCCUUUGCAUAUUUUGCCUCCGAUUGAACAUCAUGCAACUCCUCAUGCUAAAAGAAAGUAUAACUCAGAGCAUACUGACAGUUUUGAGGAGUUCAAUCAAACAAGCCCGAAAAAGAAAAGGAAGAAACCAUUAGGCACCAUAGAUGGUGAAGGUUGCAAACGUUGCAAUUGUAAGAAGACGAAAUGCUUGAAACUUUACUGUGAUUGUUUUGCUGCUGGAAUCUAUUGUGCUGAACCUUGUGCCUGCCAAGGGUGCUUUAACAGACCAGAGUAUGAAGAUACUGUUCUUGAGACAAGGCAACAAAUUGAAUCCCGUAAUCCACUAGCUUUUGCUCCCAAGGUUGUGCAGCAUGCUACUGAAUUUCCGGAUGAUGGAAACCGAAUGACACCAGCCUCAGCUAGGCACAAAAGAGGCUGCAAUUGCAAAAAGUCAAUGUGUCUGAAGAAAUAUUGUGAAUGUUAUCAGGCUAAUGUUGGAUGCUCAAGUGGAUGUCGAUGUGAGGGUUGUAAAAAUGUCUAUGGAAGGAAGGAAGAUUAUGUUGAAAAUGAAGAAAUGGUGAGCAACAGGUUGAGCAAAGACAGAUCAGAAGGAACAUUUGAGGACAGGCUAGAAACAAUAACAAACAAGAAUGAUUUCUUACAUUCUGAGUUGUAUGAUUCCCGCAACCUGACGCCAUUGACCCCGUCAUUCGAUUGCUCAGACCAUGGAAAGGAUGCACCAAAAUCUCGAAUUCUCUUUGGAAAAUGCAUUCCAUCACCCGAGUCUGAUCUUACCAUAUUGUCAUCUUAUACAAGAACACUGAGAUCUCUGGAAAAAUCAGAUUUUAAUGACAUGCUUCUUGAAACAAGUAAAGAAGUACUGGAUGUAGGUGCUUGUGGUCAGAGAAUGGAUUACAACAGCACAGACAUGACAGACCAGUUCUCUUCAAGAUGUGACACGCUAGCUGAUUUUCGCAAUCUCACUCCGCUGGAUUUUCCUUCAACAGCCAUGGCCUCCUCAACUUCAUGCAAGGUAUCUGACUGGACAAAUGCUUCAAGACUCCAAUUAUGCCCCAAAAGUGGUAGCCUCUCAUCAGGUAGUUCCCUUCGUUGGCGUAGUUCACCUAUUACCCCACUGACUCAGUCAGAUGGGACCAAGAAUCACCAGGAGCUUGACUCUGACAACAGGCUUUGUGACAUUCUGGAAGAUGAUACACCUGACAUUUUGAAAGAUGCAUCUACUCCCAUUAAAUCGGUUAAAGUAAGUUCCCCUAGUCGCAAGCGAGUUUCACCUCCUCACACUCGUGGGCAUGAGCUUAGGUCAAGCUCUUCAGGAGCCUUGAAAAGUGGCCGCAAGUUCAUAUUAAAGGCAGUGCCAUCUUUUCCACCUCUCACCCCUUGCAUUGAUUCCAAAGGAAGCACCAAUCAGAACAAAAGUGAUUUUCAGGAAAAGAAGAAAUAGCAACAAACGAUUGAUGCCCCGGCCAUGUGAGCAAACUCUUUCUAGGUGACAGUGGCGUUGGCUUGAUCUUGAGCUCCAGAAGUUAAAAUCUUUAGUUGAAGCUAUUGUGCCAGGUUUGGAUAUGGAGACCUCUAUUGACUUGGUACAAUAUUUUAUGUGCGAUUCCCUAUCACAAUCAUCACGUAUAGCUGUGCUGUAUAGGUGCUAGAGUAGCCACGUGUUCAAAGGAGCAGGGCACAGUUCAAUUAUAGAUACUUUUACUGCAUCGCCAGUUGUAAUAUUGUCUUUCUAUAAUUCCCUUUAUUUUGUCUUUGUUUAAAUUUAAAUGCCAUUAUUUCUUUGUUGAAUUGGAUUAUAUUGUUGUUAAUUUCUGUUGCAUAUUUCAUGGUUGGAGCAGACUAUUCUGGGAUAUCCGAUUCAACAGGGCAAAAUAAAAUCCACUUACUGAAUCAUGGUUGAA
Messenger RNA from Pistacia vera, 3390 nucleotides. Its product is annotated as protein tesmin/TSO1-like CXC 2. NCBI's taxonomy places the organism in Eukaryota, Viridiplantae, Streptophyta, Magnoliopsida, Sapindales, Anacardiaceae. The record is from RefSeq and is a predicted model, not a curated record. The transcript is spliced from 12 exons. Bases 57 to 2930 code for a protein of 957 amino acids. Gene Ontology annotation, molecular function: DNA-binding transcription factor activity.